GAAAAUUCACGACGGAAGUCGGCAAUGGGCGAUUGAUCAUAGCAAUCCUGCCCAACUGAAAUUGGGAUACGCAUAUUAAAUUGAAAUGAAGCAUUAGAAGUAUCAAGAAGGUAGCAUUGCACGCGGCGGUUUAACCUCCGUUCGCUCCCGACAGAAACCCUUGUAUUCGUCCUCAAAAGUUUGAUAUCAGUUUUCACUGUGUGGACUUAGUGUUUUUAGUGUUCAGUGCAUGUUUUAAAGUUAUAAUUGUCGUCGGCCCCCUCGUUUUUCCCUGUUCACGCCGGUAUGGAGGCCGGAUGGACCCGGAUGGUCCGGGGUGGAAGCGGGGGGAAGCCGAUUUUUUUGGUAUCGGUCAAAAUCGUUUUUUGCUAGCUGAGCAAAUUAUUGGUUAUUUUUCUUCUUUCUACAUGGUGGUCAUUGACCAGAAGCGAAAAUCCUCGACGGAAGUCGGCAAUGGGCGAAUGAUCCUAGCAGUCGAGCACAAAAGAAAUAGAUAUUGACUAUUUUUUUACUAUGGAAAGAUGAUAAUUUCAUUGAAAAUUUCGACUUUCUAAACUGUUCCAUUUGUUAUAAAGCAUAAACAUUGGUUGAAGAGCAAUUCCGAGACUGUUAAGGUUUUUUUCUUUUUCUCUUUCGAAUUCUACUAAUUUUAAAAUCCUGUGGCAUUCGAACCCUUUUUGAUGUGAAACGUGAAAAAAAAGAAGAAGUAGUAUUCUAUGGUGUGCAAUUAAUUUUAAUAUAUGUUUAUUUGUUUUUGUUGUAUGUUAAUUUUACAAAAAGAAAUCUUAUUUUGGGUGUAAAGAAGGCGCGGUAAAAAUAGUAACCUCCAGAUGGACGAAUCACGUUUCUGUAGACUAUGUUUAACCACAUCCUCAAUAUUGUAUUCCUUAUUAGAUAAUAAUGGUUCAGAAAUGCUUGAAAAUCUAACAGGAAUUAAAAUCUGUUUAGAUACCUAUUCCACAUAUUCCUGUGUAAAAUGUUGGUUAAAUUUAAGAUUAGCUCAUCACAUUCAACAAAACUUUCUUGAAUCUGAGAAGAAACUUCAUGAAAUGACUCCCGAAAUAAUAUUGGAUAAAGAAAGUGAUGUAGUUCUAAAUGAUGGCAAUGAGACUAAUGAGGCUACUGAAGGAACCCAUGCUCCUAUUAUACAAUCUAUUAAGUCAGAGUUAGAAGAAGAUUCAGCUGAAUUUAUAAUUAUUGAAAGCGAUAAUAGUCAGUUUAAUGCGUUUUGCAAUUGCUUAAUAUGUGGAGUAAGUAUGGAAGAUGACCAUGAGUAUUAUUCCCACAUAAAAGAACACUAUAAUGAAGAACAGACAUGUGAAGAUUGUGGGGCCACUUUGGGUGAUAUAACUUCUUACAGAGACCAUAUCCUCUCAAAACAUACAGUAUUGAGUUCAAAAACAUGGAAAUGUAGCAUAUGCCAGCUUUCCUUCCAAUACAAACCUUUGUAUAAUGUUCACCUAAGGUCUGCUCAUGGUGAACUAUUGAAAACCAAACAAAAUCAGAAAGCAACAGGAGCUGGAAUAAAAGACCAGCUCAAAUGUCUUGAAUGCAAUAAAGUUUUUUUGAAGCGUAGUGCUUACUCUGCUCAUGUUAAGGGUCAUACAAGAGUAAAAUGUCCAAUCUGCAGUGCAGAAAUUACUAGAUAUAACAUUAGUAAACAUGUGAUGUUGCACAAUUCUGGUCCCUCUGUCUGUCACCUUUGUGGUGUAGAAUUAAAAAACAUUGAGAGUCUCAGAGGUCACCUGUAUUAUACACAUUCUAAGAAAAGAUUUUCUUGUGAACAGUGUGGAAGAGUUUUUUCUAAGGCAUACAAUUACAAGAUCCACAUCAAAAAAGAACACACAGGUGAAAAGGGAUUUACUUGUGAUACAUGUGGAAAAGGCUUUUUUACUCAGUACACUUUAAAUAAGCAUGUAAAAAUGACUCAUCUAAAGUUACGCCCGCACAUUUGCAAAUAUUGCAAGAAAGGAUUCUCCAGUCGCUUUGCUCUAAGAACUCAUGAGAGGCAACACACAAACGAAGCUCCAUACAUUUGCGAUGUGUGUGGCGAGGGCUUCCGGCAAAAAGUGUCGAUGAGAGCCCAUAGAAAAUCAAAACACAACAUCAUAGAAUUGAAAAAAGUUAAAUGCCCAACUUGUGCCAAAAUGUUUAUAAAUGAUGUGGCCCUUAGAAGCCAUGUAAUGAAAAGGCAUUGAGUAUAUAUUUAGUUAUCCUUUUGAAAUGUAAUUGGAAGUGUUGUGCUAGAUUGUAAUAAAUUAUUUUAUAUUAUUUUACAAUUUUAACAAUUUAUAUGUUAUUAAAGAGAAAUAUCACCCUUUGAUGGUAAGAAUUUGGUUUAAUGA
This is a messenger RNA of Cylas formicarius (sweet potato weevil), 2345 nucleotides long. RefSeq names its product gastrula zinc finger protein XlCGF28.1-like. The record is from RefSeq and is a predicted model, not a curated record. Gene Ontology annotation, cellular component: nucleus. Lineage: Eukaryota; Metazoa; Arthropoda; Insecta; Coleoptera; Brentidae. Gene Ontology annotation, molecular function: DNA-binding transcription factor activity, RNA polymerase II-specific; RNA polymerase II cis-regulatory region sequence-specific DNA binding; zinc ion binding. Gene Ontology annotation, biological process: regulation of DNA-templated transcription. The coding region runs from base 831 to 2198 and encodes 455 amino acids. The transcript has 5 exons.